GGAAUUUGGAUAAUAUUCGCCCUCUAGAAGCCUACGAGUAGUCGGGUGAUGCGCUUCCGUACGCUUCCGGAGUGUCCAAAGAGCCGGAGCCGAAAAAAAAUCAAAGAAACUCGAAAUAAACGGAUGUGCGCUCGGCGAAGGUGUGCCUUUUGAUCGAAGGAAGCAAGAGAGAGAGAGAGAGAGAGAGAGAGAGAGAGAGAGAGAGAGAGAGAGAGAGAGAAAAGGAUAUACGACUUUGAUGAAUGUCCGCGACUGUCAAAAUUCUUCCUGGUCCCUCAUGCGCAAAUGUCAUAUCGAUAAUCGAUUAUGUUGAUUAGACGAAAGACGGCAAGACGGAUUUCUUCAUUUUCGUCCGACUUAUUCUUUCGAGAACGUUUUCAUUUCCUAGAGGAUAAGCUAGAUAAGAUCGAAAAUAGUUGGAUCUAAAUCAGGAUAUUGCGCUAUCGUUGAUUAGCAUUGAGGCAGCUUAAUGGAGCUCCAUAUAAUUAUGGAUGGCGGUACGGAAACCCUGAACGAGGCUAUGUGGUUCGCUGAGACACCAUCGCCGCCGUACGAACAAUUAUCGCCUAAUCGUCCAAACAGAUGCGAUGGAAUAGUAGCGCAGCAAGCAGCCACCGGUUAUAACGAUUCUCGGGAUACAUUGUGGCAAGAUAAGGAGAACGUGCUAAAGAGUUGUUCGGAAGAGGGUGCUGCUCGAAUACGUUCGAGCAACGAAUCGCCGUGUCACGUGUCCUCGUCUCCCGAGCAAACGGGCAAUCCAUCUCAGACGAACAAUUUGAAACGUCGAAACGCUGCUGGCGAACCGACGAUACACACUGUUUCGGAACUCGAUAGGAAGCACGCUAGAAGAGACGGAUCUAUCGGAAGCAAUGGUUCCACCGGUCAAGGUUGGUCCACACAGGUGGAAGAACUUGCGGAACAUCUGGCCGACUUUGACGGAUCGUUGUCCGCUCUCGCGGCUUCCGAUCUUGCUACAGCCGUCGCCUCCUACAAUAUGAGCGAAGCUUUACUCGCCUUUCCAUCGGUCUUCAAGCAGGAAGCACCGUCACCGGAAAAUCAACACAACAGUUCGAAUUUAAAUCACGUGACCCAGAGAGCAAUAAACGGGCCAGCUUCGAAUAAUACGAACGUCGGUACGAUCGAAGCGGACAACAACAACAACAACAACAACAACAACAACAACAACAACAACAACAACAACAGCAGCAGCAGCAGCAGCAACAAUGGACAGACCGCGGCGGCGAGUCUUCAUCAGCUGCUCUACUCGGGUAACGAGGAAUAUCCGGCGACAUCGACCUCAGGAAAUCACGUUUCUUCCUCCCAACAAGGAAAUGAGUUCAACGAGGAUUGUCGCUUCCAAUACGUUCUUGCAGCGGCUACGAGCAUCGCGACAAAGGUCAACGAGGAAACGCUUACGUAUUUAAACCAAGGUCAGUCGUACGAAGUCAAAUUGAAGAAACUCGGGGAUCUGUCGGCCUAUCGCGGAAGGAUUUUGAAGGGACAUACGACGUUUUUGUUUCAGUCGACGAUUCGUAUUUGUUUUCACGAGAGGCGCCUCCAAUACACCGAGCGAGAACAAAUGCUCGCUUGGCAACGUACUAGACCCGGUGAAAGAUUACUCGAAGUAGAUGUGCCCCUUAGUUAUGGUAUGGUGGACGUUUGUCAACCAUCUCCGUCCAGCAAUAGCGUAGAAUUUAUGUGGGAUCCCACCAAGGAGGUUGGCGUUUAUAUAAAGGUUAAUUGUAUUAGCACGGAGUUUACACCAAAGAAACACGGUGGCGAGAAAGGUGUACCUUUUCGAAUUCAAGUCGAAACCCGAUUACCCGGCGGACCCCGAUUGCAUGCCGCAUCUUGUCAGGUCAAAGUCUUUAAAUUGAAAGGGGCCGAUCGUAAACACAAACAAGACAGAGAUAAAAUUCAACGGCGACCGCCGCACGAACAGGACAAGUAUCAGCCUGGUUACGAUUGCACUAUUUUAUCCGACAUUCCAUUAGAAGCAUUGUCAUCGUCGAAUUUGAUAGCGCAAAACGGAGCGAGUCCUUACACGUCAACCGAGGCAAUAUCACCACAAAGCCGAGCGAGCGUAGGUGGCAACGUUUCGCCCAUUAGAGCACCCUCGGCCCUAUCGGUUUCCGCUUCCGGAGUCGUACCCUUGGUAUCGGUGCCGGAUGCUGCGAAAGAAAACGUAGGAACGGCACCGGCUCUUCCAUCGCCCGCAGCCAUCUUACCGGAUCAAUCUUGCAUCGUUGAAACCGACAACGUUGGUUUCUCGAGGAGAAACGCUAAUUCCCCGAAACAAUUGGAAUCUAUGAAAAUCGGAACGUCUUACUUCACCGAAUUGGCACCGGACGCUAAUACAGCGCAAACGAGCGCGUGGCUUCGAGCGGGCCGAUUCAAUGCUUUCGAGUCGACCUUCGCAAGUUUCUCAGCUUCUGACAUUUUACGGCUCUCCAGAGACGACUUGAUACAAAUCUGCGGUCUCGCCGAUGGAAUACGAUUGUUCAAUGCUCUGCACUCGAAGGCACCGACGCCGAAACUCACGCUCUAUUUCUCCUUGGAAAGUAACGGCUCGCUCUGGAGAGUCGCUUAUCUCGAUCAUUUGACCAGCAACGCGCUAACGAACAAAUUAACGAGUACUUUGUGCCUAUCGCAGGAUCGUUUACACUCGGUGCUUUUCCUCGGUCCUCAAGGAAUUCACGUUUUGGUUACCGACGAAUUGGUUGCUAAUAUGAAGGACGAAAGCAUGUACUACGUGGAAACUAUCAAAGAUACGGCCAGCGAACGGUACAAAUUACUCUUGAAAUCAUCCUCACGCUGAACACCGACGGGUAACUACUCCGUUAGUAUGGGCAUCGAUUUUGAAAAUCUUUAUGAGAAGAUAAUCGAACGAGGAAGAGCACGAUGAUGCGCGAUGAUACUCCGAUACUUUACUCUUUGUGCAAUAUCGUUUAUAUAGAUAUGUGAUAAAUGUGCAUCGUUAUGGAAGAAAAACGAGGAAACGAUUCAAGCGAGUUAAUCGGCAAAUUAACAUUCUAACUAAUUAAAGAUAAUGCACGAAAGGGAGUCAUCUAUUUAACUUAUCAAUUUGUAGGCGCAUACGUUUGUAUUUAUGACAUAGACGGUAUCGAUCAUCUUUUUUAUACGAUAAUAACAAAUUCUCGUCGUAUGGUAUAUAUAUAUAUAUAUUGAUUUCUAAUAUUUCGCAUUAUAAAUCACUUAUAUUUUUGACAAUAAUAGCGACAAUACCGAAAGAAAUGUUCGAGUGUUACGAGCGAAUUUGUUUUUUGCCAUAUUAAUUUAAAUCUAUUUGAGUAAUAUCGAUUUAUGUAUACAUGGUGCGAGUUAAGAAAUGGUCUGGUAAUGGAUAGUCUCGUCAAAUUUGUUACGUUAUUUUAUUUCAUCUCUUAUGAGAAAAAUUAAAUUUAUUAUUAAAAAUAAAUAUCUUUAUUGCGUUAUGAUAUUAAAUAUAACCGUUGUUUUUCUUCUUUUGUUAUUCAUCAGUAAACUGUUGUUGUAUAGGUAGAUAUUGACUUUUUAAAAGCAUCACAGAUUUUGAAUACCAAAUGACUAAUAUUUACGUAAUAAAAAAGAAAAAAAACCUCAUAGUUAUUAACGUCGUAAAAGUUAUUUUAUUAUCGUGUUUGUUUGAUUGAUAUAACUGGAAAAUGAAUGGAGCGAAAUGUGAAAUGUCAAAUUCAUAAAUUUGUUCGUUCUUUCGCAACCAAUGGAAAAUAUUUAUUAAAGCGGCACAAUCGAUUCGCGUUAGGUGCCUUAAUUGUUCUGCCAAGCAUAAUUCCAAAUGCUUCCAAGGAGUGGUAUUAAGUAUGCAAAUUGUACAAAUUUGAUCGGUCUUAGCUACGUCUGGUUUCACGGAUAAACUUACCAAGUAUUAUAACCUUCCUGUUAUUUGUUAUGUCGUAAGAGUUUAUACAAAUUAUAAUUGUUAAUAGGAUAAAACAAAUUAUAAGCAUACGCAUAUAAUGAUAUGUUGUUAUAUAUUUACAAUGAAGCGUACCUGUGCGUCGAACGGCAGCUAUAUUUAGUGUCGUUUUCAUCGUUUGACAUGAUUAUAUCUCCAGUAAUUUACAUUGAUACGUACAACUAAAGAUAUAUAAUAAGAAAGCGAUAAAUGUGCUGAAAAAGCAAUUAAUGUCUGUCUACCUUUACAUAUAUCGCGCGAUUAUAAAUCAGCUAUUUUUUCACUAUCGUAUGUUACGUGCCGCGUAUAAUUAUUAUUAGCUAUUGAUAAUUUUGACUAUAAAAUUUGUUACUGAUAUAAUAUGCAUCAUAUAUCCGUUUAAUACGUACAUUUUCAAAGUCUUCGCGAAAGGAAAUAACAAAUCGGCAUGUAAAGGUAGCGUGAUAACGUGUCGUCUCUAUAGAAAUGAAACUUAAAUUUUGUAAGAUUACUUUUAAAUCUGACGAGGAACACUGUGUACGCUCAUAAAUCCAUGCGCGUCGAUAUACAAAUUAUAUUAAGUAUUGUGUAUUUUGUGUGCGUGUGUGUGUGUGCGUGCGUGCCUGUGCUGUGUAUACGUAGUCUCGCAAUUUGCGUACAAUCAGUCUGAAUAAGCAUAAUAAAUAUUUUUCAAUGAAA
Messenger RNA from Vespa crabro (European hornet), 4597 nucleotides. It is a transcript of the gene gem, whose product is annotated as transcription factor CP2. Gene Ontology annotation, biological process: regulation of transcription by RNA polymerase II. The record is from RefSeq and is a predicted model, not a curated record. Gene Ontology annotation, molecular function: RNA polymerase II cis-regulatory region sequence-specific DNA binding; DNA-binding transcription activator activity, RNA polymerase II-specific. Gene Ontology annotation, cellular component: nucleus. The transcript is spliced from 12 exons. Lineage: Eukaryota; Metazoa; Arthropoda; Insecta; Hymenoptera; Vespidae. Bases 470 to 2818 code for a protein of 782 amino acids.